Strongyloides ratti is the source of this 1485-nucleotide messenger RNA. Its product is annotated as DNA polymerase alpha subunit B. The coding region runs from base 1 to 1485 and encodes 494 amino acids. The record is from RefSeq and is a predicted model, not a curated record. The transcript is spliced from 2 exons. Gene Ontology annotation, molecular function: DNA binding. Gene Ontology annotation, biological process: DNA replication; DNA replication initiation. Lineage: Eukaryota; Metazoa; Nematoda; Chromadorea; Rhabditida; Strongyloididae. Gene Ontology annotation, cellular component: alpha DNA polymerase:primase complex.
AUGGAUGGGUAUGAUGAAUUUGAUGAAAUUGAGAAUGAAUUUCUUGGAAUAGAUCAAAAUAUUAAACCAAAAGUUUUGGGAGAAAAUAAAAAUUAUCCAUUAGAUAAUUAUGAAAUGGAAAUUGAUCAUUCAACUCAUUUAAAUUCUAGUAUUCAACCAACAAUUUCAACAUCUAUCAAAACAAUCUAUUCUGCUGUAAAAACACCACGUUCUUCAAACAAAUCUGGAUCAAUGGUUAAAAAUUUACUUGAAUAUCGUGGAAAGAAAUAUAAAAAAGGAGUAAUUUGUUCUCCAAUAAAUACUUCAAUAAUAACAGAAAAUCCUAAAGAUAAAAAAAGUUAUAUGAUCGGAGAUGAUAAAAUUGCUGAAACUAUAGCGGCUGAUUAUGAUUAUUAUGAAAAUAUUUUUGACUAUGUAUAUAAAACAGAACAAAAAGAUGAUAUUAUUUGUGGGCAAAUUAUUACAAGUAUAGACGAAAAUUGUAAAGUUAGUGAUAAAAGUGCUUCAUUAUGUACUCAAGAUGAUAUAAUACCACUAGAUUUCGAUGAUAUGUCGAAGGUGUCAUUAUUUUCUGGUAAAAGAGUUGUUUAUAGAGGUACAAAAGGAAUUAGAAAAUUUAAAGUUACUGAGGAUCUUGGAUUACCACCAAUUGAAAAUGCUAAAUAUAAUGAACCAAAGAAUGUUGAGGCGAAAAAUUUUAUUGUUCAUGUAAGUGCAGGGCCAUUUUCACUACCAGAAUCAUGUGAUUUUUCACCAUUAUAUUCAAUAAUUGAUAUUUCAAUAAAAGAUAAUGUUUCCGUUUUAAUCUUGAUUGGACCGUUUAUAAAAGAAAGACAAUUUUAUGACAAAGACAUUGAUCACGAAACUUAUUUAGCUGAACUUUUUAAUCAAAUUUACAAUCACAUUUCUGAGUCACAUCUAAAAAUAAUCAUUAUACCGAAUGUUGAAAGUGAUGUUUGUGUAUUUCCUGUUUAUCCUACACCAAGGCUAGAUUUAAAUGAUGAAUUAAUAUCAAAAAUAAGUAGUAAAAUUAUUUUUCUCGCGGAUCCAUCUACAUUUACUAUUAAUGGAGUAAAAUUUAGUGUUACAGGAAUUGAUUGUUUAUUACAUAUAUCUAAAUCUGACUAUUAUAGAAGUGAAAUUUCUGAAAAUGAAAAUCGUUUAGACAGGUUAACAUCUUAUAUUUUUGAACAAAAGAAUUUUUAUCCAAUAUAUCCACCAUUAAAUGGAUUACCAUACAUUCAAACACCAGAUUCAUUUGAAAUGAUCAAAAUAAAGGAGAUUCCACAUAUCCUAUUAUUAUCAUCAUUGUUACCACAGUCGUAUAGAAAUAUAUCUGGAUGUCUUUGUGUUAAUUCAGGAAAAUUGUUAAGAAAUGGCUUUGGAAAAUUAACUUUUAAUCUUACUGAUGCUAAAUUAGGAGCUACCAACGUAUUAGAUUAUGUAAAAGGUGAAUUUUUUGAGCUUAAUCCUUUUGUUGUUUGA